AUGAGGAGGUUGUUGCGCGCCCUGCUGGUGGCGCAUAUCCUCUUGGGCGAUGUCUCCAAGGCAGAUGGCGAGGAAGAGAAGGACACCUCCUCAGACGUUAUGGAAGUCAUGGCCUGGUGCAAAGGUGUUUUGCAAGGCCUGGACUGGCCAGCGGUUCUCCGCCUGGCCAAGACGGAGUGCAACUUAGACGCCGGAGAUGACGACCUGCUUCGCAUCGGCUGCACCGAUAUGGGUCUCAUAUCCGCAGUCGAUGGUCUCCGGGCAGUACUCGAGAUCUCCCAGCUGCAGAAGUUGGUCUGUCCGAACGGCCAGGUAUUUCUUCUCGCGGUUUCCUUAGCCUACGCCCGGGAGCAGCUGACGCCGACCGAAGUUGCGAGAGCGCAGGUCCUGCUCUGGAACGCCUUGCAGACCAACUUCAUGCUGGAUGCGAGCGUGUGGCCGGUCAAGACCCACGACGUGCUGUACAUGUUCGACCAGAUGCCCCCGCCGCUGCGGCUGUCGGGCCAAGCCGAUGCACCGCUUGAGGAGGCGGUGACCCUCGUCGUUCCCCGCUGCCCCCCAGAGCUGGUGAAGAUCCUGAAGAAGCGCUUUCCAGGAUUCCCAGCGACAGUCGGCGUCCUUGGCAAG
Molecule: messenger RNA, 627 nt
Organism: Symbiodinium sp. CCMP2456
Lineage: Eukaryota; Dinophyceae; Suessiales; Symbiodiniaceae
Source: the annotation of a GenBank genome assembly